Molecule: messenger RNA, 11567 nt
Organism: Podarcis lilfordi (Lilford's wall lizard)
Lineage: Eukaryota; Metazoa; Chordata; Lepidosauria; Squamata; Lacertidae
Source: the annotation of a GenBank genome assembly
AUGCUGAAAGGCAUAGCAGCUGGAAAAGGCGUGUGCAUCCAUCGGCUUCACCCUGAGAGACGAGGCAGGUGAUCUGGGUGUUUUUCAACAUCUUCCUUUCAUUGAUUGAGGGCUAGAUCUGUGUUGUGUAAACCAUGUUGUUUAGAGCCCCACCUAGGCCAACUGAGAUAAACGAGCAAAACCUCAUACCAUAGGGACCACCUGAACUAGGGCUGAAAGCUCUGAACUAGGUAGACUUUAGACAGCAUUUGGGCUGCUUUGCUUAGAGAAAAGGCAAGCAAAAGGCCCAUAUAUUUUAAAAAUCAUGCAUGACGUGGCAAAGAAAAGUUUCUCUUCCUCUCUCAUGAGGCUAGAACUAUGAAGAUGGAAGUUGUUCUGCUUGCAGACUUCACAACAGGGCAUCUGGUUGAUCAGUCUGAGAAUAGGGCUGCAAAAGAUGGAACUUUGACCGGCCUGGUUCAUCAGGAUCCAUAAAAAAGAAUUCACUUGUUUUAUUAUGUAUUUAUUUUUUACCUCAACUUUUUCCCUGACAGGGACUUAAGACAGCUUGCAGAUAAAAUAAGAACAGCUAUAAACACAAGGGGGGAACCAUUUAAAAACAAACAUUAAUUAAUUUUUUAAAUAAAAAACAACAACAGAGCAUAGGAUCAUAGAGUUGGAAGGGACCCUGAGGAUCAUCUAGCCCAAGGAUUCCCAAGCUUAGGUCGCCAGCUGUUUUUGGACUACAGUUCCCAUCAUCCCUGACCACUGGUCCUGCUAACUAGGGAUGAAGGGAGUUGUAGUCCAAAAACAGCUGGAGACCCAAGUUUGGGAAACCCUGACCUAGUCUCAGGGUGUGUUAUAACCAUAUAACCUGACCCCCUAUGAGGGUUAAAACAAAUUGUAGUCACACAGGCAUAAAGUAGGUUCCGAAAACAAACAUUUCAGAUGUGAAAUGCCAGGGCAAAGUGGUGCGUAUUCAGCAUUCACCAAAAGCUGUACAGUGAAGUUGUCAGAUGCAUCUCUGUGGGGAGGGAGGACUUAGGGGGUGCCGCAGAGAAGGCCUUCUCCCAGGCUACAACAACUCAAACUUCUGAGGGUGGUGGAAAUAUCCAUAGGACCACCUCUGCUGAUCUUAACUGCCUAAGGGAGUCCCUUAAAUAUUUGGAAGAAGAACAAAAGAAGAGCCUGCUGUAUCAGGCCAAUGGCCCAGAGAGUUUAGCAUCCUGUUCUCACAGUGGUCCACCAAAUUCCUCUGAGAAGCCCUCAAGCAAGACCUGGACGCAAGAACACUCUACUCUCUCCUGCGGCUUUCAGCAACUGGUAUUCAGAAGUCACUCCCUCUGAAUGUGGAGGCAGAGCAUAGUCAUCAUGACCACUUUGUCCCCAGGGAAGAGUUGUUAGUUAUCCUUUUUGGCAAAAUGUGGUUACGUCUUCCCUCCUCUCCUGUAACCUCAAUGUAGUAAAUGCUGCUGACUGAGCAUCCCGGUGAUUAUAUAAGCACAACUAGAUUUGUAGAGAGAUUACAUGUUGUAUUAAAUGCUUCUUAAGCUUUUUUUCUGUAUUUCGAAAACUCUUCUGAUCACUACAUUAGCUAUCUUUUGCUUCAGAAGCCUGGGCAAGGCGGACUUCUGAAAAGUGAAUGAAUACACCGGGCAGAAGAAUCUCUGUAAUAUAUAAACAAGGGGGGGGUGUCUACAAAAGUGUCCCUGUUAUCAUUUGUGUCUUUAAGCAUGUGUACAGUUGGUGAACAGAGGAAGUUGCCAUUGGUCCAUCAAGCUCAAUAAUUUCUUUACUGAUUGGCAAUGCUGUCGAGGGUUACAGACAAGGGACAAUCCCAGCCCUAGUUGGAGAUGCUGGAUAUUGAACCCAAGGUCUUCUGCAUUCAAAACAGAUAUUCUAUUACAGAGCUAUGGCAUUUCCCUGAAAAAUAAUUGUAAGGUUACAGUUCUCCUGGUACUGAACAUAUAGGAACAGAGGAAGAUACCUUAUACUGAGUCUUAUCAUUGGUUCAUCUAGCUCAGUAUUGUAUACUCUGAUUGGCAGUGGCUGUCCAGUGUUUUAGACAGGGGACAUUCUCACCCUGGCUGGAGAUGCUAGAAAUUGAACCCAAUACCUACCUACCUACCUACCUACCUACACCCACCCACCCCAUGAGUGCCAACUGCCUGGGGCCCUGGGUGCCUGAGCAACCACAAAAUUCCCAAUCUAUGGACCAGACAGCCACAAAUUUCGAUGACAGGGCCAUGCAUCCUGCACGGCACCCAUGGCCUGUGCACCCAUGGUUGUGGGGCCAGGUUGGCACUCCUCUCUCUCACACACACAUUUCUUCAUUCUUUUCUAUACCUGUCUUUCUUUCUCUCCCUAGUAUAUACUCUCUCCUUCGCUAUCCCUUUCUUAUAAACUGUAUUUUAAGAAAUUUCUAUUCAUUGAUACAGUUUAUAACUAGAAUUUGCAGCCCAGAGCAAAACAGGCUGUUAGUUAACCCGCUGCAACAUUUUACAUGAUUCUUGAAUAUAUGUGUGCGAUGUGGCGCGAUAUCUCCUUGCAGCCCAUGUUUAAGAGAUGGCUUGCUUGUUUGUUGUAGAUUUGAAAUGCAGUGUUGGUUAGAAUUGGUAGGGUGCAUUAUCGAGAAAUCCAUUUGCAGCCAACACCGUCUGCCGGUGUGGUGCAGUGGUUAACAUGUGGGACUAAGACCUGGGAGAUCAGGGUUCGAAUCACCCCUCAGCCACUGGUGAGCCCACUGGGUGACCUUGAGCCCAUCAGUACCUCUCAGCCUAACUUACCUCACAGGGCUGUUGCUGGGAUUUAGUGAGGAUGGGUAAUAUACAUGUAUACCACCUUGAGCUCCUUGGAGGAAAAAAAUGGGAUAUAAAUGCCAAAAAAGAAAUGAUCUUCCAUUUUCUGCCUUCCCUCAUUUCUCUCUGAUAUUAUGCCGGAACACCCUUUUUCUUCUGCCACUUCAUGAGCCAUACACCCCAUCAAUAUUAUACAUCACUGAUCAGAUGUUAGCAGCAUCCAUUAUGCUAUACAACAGCUUGACCUUCAGUGAUUUAAUAGUCAGUGUUUUUUUGGCUCAUUGGGUCAAAGAUAUAUAUUUUUAAAGAGACUGCAAACACCCUAGAAAAUGGGUGCAUUCAGUAGUGGGGAUUAUAGUGUUCAUUUCCCUGGUUAUAAUGUUAGUGGUUCUGCUGUCAUGAAUAGUAUGAAAUAUAUGGUGGAAUACUGCCCCAUAUAUCAUUUCAUGACACAAUCCAUGAAAAUCAGGGGGAAAUUGCAGUGCAAAACUCUUGUGGUUUUGCAGGUUCACGAGGUUGCAAAUUGAUUUUUUUCUGAAAACAGUUAACACAGAAAUGAGGCUAAACUUCCACUAUAUUCCACUGGAUUUCCAGGAGUGAUUUUUGUUGCAUGUGGCAGAUCACAUAAAAUGUGGACAUCAGGUAAGGAAACAAUGGAGAAACAUAAUCAAUGGUAUCUGAAUGUAUCUUGUGUCAACACUGAGUGUAGAUUGGCCCGCUGUCCAGUGAGUGGUGACUUGUGUCUGUUUACCGGUGUGGAAAUGGGAAAAAAAACUGAAUUAAAGAUUAGAAAAAAUGAGAAACUGAGAGAAACCAAAAUGGACAGAUUUUUCCAUCUCUGUAGGUAAUGGAAGUGAAACAUAUACAAAAAUUGUUCAGAUCACAAACAGGCUGAUUUUGAGAAUGUAGGAAGAUCUCUGCUGUAUUAGACCAAAGAUCAAUCUAGGCCAGCAACCUUUUCUGCACAAAGAACAUCUAGAUGCAUCCAAGAAAUCUGCAAACAGAGUAGCCCUCUACUACUGUUGAAUCCUAGCAAACAGUAUUCAGAGACAUGCUGUCUCUGAUCUUGGAGGUAGUAUAUAUGUCCAUAAUGAUUUCUGGGCAUUGAUAGUCAUAUUAAAGGUAAAGCUAAAGGGACCUCUGACAGUUAAGUCCAGUCGCGAACGACUCUGGGGUUGAAGUGCUCAUCUCGCUUUAGAAUCCGAGGGAGCUGCCGUUUGUCCGCAGACAGUUUUUCCGGGUCAUAUGGCCAGCAACGUAACACUGACACCAGAGCAGUGCACAGAAACGCCGUUUACCUUCCCAUCAGAGCAGUACCUAUUUAUCUACUUGCACUUUUUGGCGUGCUUUCGAACUGCUAGGUUGGCAGGAGCUGGGACUGAGCAACGAAAGCUUACCCCAUCGGUAGGAUUGGAACCACCGACCUUUUGAUUGGCAAGCCCAAGGCCCAGUGGUUUAGACCACAGUGCCACCCGCGUCCCAUGCUAGUCAUAUUAUCCUCUAUAAAUUUGUCUAGCCCCCUUUCAAAGUUGUCUAAGUUGGUGACCAUCACUACUUCUCAUGGAAGCAUGUUCCAAAAUUUAACUAUGUACUGGGAAAUAUUUAGUUUCCUUGAAUGACCCCAUUAGGUUAUGGACAAAAUAGGGAGAGUGAUUAUAUAUAUAUAUAUAUAUAUAUAUAUAUAUAUAUUCAUUCCAAGGCAGGAUCCCAAACAUUGGGACCUUCCCUGAUAAUUAGGGACAAUUGGAGCAAGCAAGGCAUGUGAUUCCACAUUUGGAACAGUGUGCAAAGUGUUUACACAGAUGUUCAUAGGUUGGACUUCUUUCCACUUAAGGUAUUAAGACCAAGAGUUCAUAACCUCAAUUUGGCAACCUUGUUGGGUGGAGUCCAUAGUGUGCUGAGUCGCAGGAAAAAAAAAAGUAAACACAAUCAAUAAGGUGAUUAUUCCUAUCGGCUUGAUAAUCAACCACUGGAGAGUAUGGGGAGUGGGUGAUUACUUAAGAGCAAUUUCCAUGGAGGUGUCAAUGGAUUAAUUCACACCCAAAAGUGUGUCAUACUCACCUGGUGGUGGAUGAAACUGUAUAAAAAGGUCGGCACCCAAGGACUGCCUUCAUCAUCUCUCUUGACUCUUUCCAUCCUCCAAUAACAAGCACAGGUAAGUCAAAGCGGGUGUCUUUCAAAGCUGAUAUUGCAAUUGAAAUGAAUUUGGAGAUGAAUGAACCUCUUCAAGGUGGUUCUCUCAGCUUGAUUAUGCCCACAUUUAAUGUUGCUUGAAUCUGAAUUUUGAUCCUAGGAACAUGAGAAACUGCCUUUGUGCUGUUCAGACCAUUGGUCCAUCUUAGCUCAGUGUGAGCUUUACUGAGUAGCAACAGGGGUUGCGGCUGAAAAGCAUUCCCAACCCUACCUGGAGAUGCUGGAGGACAAACCUGGGAACUUCUGCAUGCAAAGCAGAUGAUGGCUGUGCAAUGUCUCCAUGGUUGGAAGCACUAAAGCUUCUGUUUGCUGCUUGCUGGAAACUGCAGGGGGGAGGAGUGUGCUUUUGUGCUCUGGUCUUGCUUGUGGGCUUAUCUUUAGGGCAUCUGCUUGGCAACUGUGUGAGCAGGAUGUUGGACUAGGUGGACUAUUGGCCUAAUCUAGCAGCCAGGCUGUUCUGAUGUUCUUAUUGGUAACGAUUAGGGAGGACUCUUGCAUUCAUGCUCUCCCUAUGGGAUUCCUGGAGAAAUCUGAUUGGCCACUGUGAGAAAAAGGAUGCUAUACUAGAUGGGCCAUUGGCCUUUUCCAACAAGCUCUUCUUAUGGUCUUAUGUCCUUAUGUUCUGCCCAUCUGCUAAACAUUAUGAAUCAAGGAAACAGAUGCAAGUAUUUCUAGAGGGUGGGGAAACUUAAAAAGUUGGCAAAUUUGCCAAUGUUAAGUUAGAACUUAUCAACAAGAUUAUGGAUUCUUUUGAAAAUGUUCUUUUCAAGCUUGAUUUCCACACAUAUGGGCCUCUCCAUUCCUGUGGAGCAGUAGAAGGCUUCUCCUCAGGUUAGAACUCUGAGGCUGUGGAGGCUGCGGAGUGGAAUUUGCCACCAGGGUUGCCUUCAGGUUUUGGUGGGCCUUGGAACAAAAUAACCCACCUAAAGCCCCUUGUCUCAGUAUCAUCUUGCUUCCAGCAAGUGCAGUGACCACCUGCUGGAAGUCUCCAUAGGAGGUGGCGUUCUACCAAGCCAAGUCAUUGGUCCAUCAAGCUCAACAUUUUCUCCAUGGACUGGCAAGAAAUCUCUGGGAUUUCAGACAGGAGUUUGUCCCAACCCUACUUACAGAUGCUGGGGGUUGAAUCUUCAGCCUUCUGCAUGAUAUUCAGGAGUUCUACCACUGGCACUUCCCAUCGACAUUACCAGUUAGAGAAGCAGUUAGAAGAAAGUUCUCUCCGCAGAUGGAGGCCCUCUGCAGGUGCCUAUGCCCCUCCUUGGGACCAGUCCUGCCUCCCAGCCUUACUGUUGCAAUUCUUUUGUUUUUAAGUUCUUAUCCAUAUGCAAUCUCCUCUUGCCUAUAUAGUGUAACAGAGAAGCACAGCUAUAAGCAAGUCAUAAAAAGGAUGCAGCAGGGGAAAGAAUGAAUGAUUCAGAACUCCAAAAUAUCUUCUAAGCUGGCAAGUAAACUAGGGAGGAAAGGAUUCCCUUGUCCCUUUGGUGUAACAUGGAUUCUUUCCACAUUGCAAUAGACUUCUCUCAAGUUCUGAUUUAAUAUGGAGAAUUUAUAGAAAUAAUAAUAAUAAUAAUAAUAAUAAUAAUAAUUUUAUUAUUUCUACCCCACCCAUCCAGCUGGGUCUCCCCAGCCACUCUGGGUGGUUUCCAACAGAAGGUUAAAAAUACAUUAAAACAUCAGUUAUUAAAAACUCCCCUAAACAGGGCUGCCUUCAGAUGUCUUCUAAAUGGCAGAUAGUUGUUUAUUUCUUUGACAUCUGGUGGGAGGGCGUUCCACAGGGAGGGCGCCACUACUGAGAAGGCCCUCUGCCUGGUUUCCUGUAACUUCGCUUCUCGCAGUGAGGGAACCGCCAGAAGGCCCUCGGAGCUGGACCUCAGUGUCUGGGCAGAAUGAUGGGGGUGGAGAUGCUGCUUCAGGUAUACUGGACCGAGGCCAUUUAGGGCUUUAAAGGUCAGCACCAACACUUUGAAUUGCAUUCAGAAAUGUACUGGGAGCCAAUGGAGGUCUUUCAAGACCAGUGUUACGUGGUCUCGGCAGCCGCUCCCAGUCCCCAGUCUAGCUGCCGCAUUCUGGAUUAGUUGUAGUUUCUGGGUCACCUUCAAAGGUAGCCCCACGUAGAGCGCAUUGCAGUAGUCCAAGUACUUACUUGUGCGUUGCAAGUAAUCCAAUAUUGGAAUGCCUAAUUUGCUGCAGAUGGUACUUCCUUUGCAUUAUCCCUCUCCACAUCCAAAGUGCAUGUGUGCAUUGCUAAAUUAUUGCAAACAAAUAAAACAACAAAACACAGUCUAACCGCAGGCUCAAUUACAUCAAGAUUCUUUUUGUACAUUGUUGUCACCAAUGAGCAAAAUUUGCUGCUGCACCUUGAGAAAACGAUGUACACAAAGGCACUUGAUCCAACCCCAUUAAACUGACCCUAUUUCUGUGUGGGGUUUGAUGCAUAUCCACCCUUAAAGGAAGGGUGGGAAACCUGAGUGAACUAAAUGAUGUGUAAAAAUUGCACACACAACAAUACAAUAUAUAAUUUGAGAUCAAUAGAAGAGCAGUGAUUAAUUCUCAUUUCGCUGGAACUUCUUGCAAAACAAGGUGAGUUUAUUGGGGACUCAGAAAUCCAGAGAAAAAAUUCAGAGAAGGGAUUGUUUCUCAGAGUUGCAUGUGGAAGGACCUGGGUUCAGUCCCCAACAUCUCCAGGUUGGGCUAGGAUAACCAUUGUCGGAAACUCUGGAGAGGUGCUGCCAAUCAGUGUGGACAACAUUGAGUUCGAUGGACAGUGGUCAGACUUGAUGUAAGGCAGUUUCUUAUGUUAAAAAGAACAUAGCUCAGUGGCAUUACAAUGUCCUCAUGGAAUGAAUCUCAGUAGUAGCAUCUCAGCAUCUUCAGGAGGAGCUGGGAAGGCUAUUGUUAUGGAAAUACUGGAGAGCCAUUGCCAAUCAGUGUAGUUCAGCCUUCACCAACCUGGUGCCUUACAGAUGUUUUGGACCUCAACUCCCAUCAACUCAGUUGGGCACAAUCAUUCCAGCUGGGGCAAAUGUGAGUUGAAAUCCAUAACACCUGGAAAGGAUUAGGUUGCAGCAGAUUGCUUUGGACCGAUGGUCCCAUUUAGUAUUAAGCAGCAUCUUAUGACCUUUCCUAAAUUUUGGGUAUGGAAAGUUGUGGGGGCAUCCCUCAUGUCAAGACAUUGCAUGCACCAAUAUUGAAUGUGUUUUGACCCAAAUGAAUGUGUGUGUGUGUGUUCAGUUCCAUAUACAUGAUUGAAAGUGGAGUGAGUUGGCUUGUUAACCCUAGAUCAUAACAUACUGAGAGACUACCUUAGCAGAACACGCACAAUGAAAACCUUGCAUUCUGAAAGCUUUCUAAGUAUGUUUCUGGCAAAAGUGAUUGAUCUAUGUUGACUUGUUUGCUAUUUAGAUGCAACACGUCCUCCUUGGUUUUAAUAUUAUGUGGAGGAGCUUGCCAUCACCCAAAACGGUACAAUCACUUCUGUGAGAAACAGUUUUGACUAUACAAAAUACAGAUGCAGAUGAUGCUUUCUGGAACGAGAUAUGAGCUUUGCAUGCUUAGAAUCCUCACCUCAAAGAAAAUAAGGUUCCAUAAUUCUUAAUUGAAAUCUGAGCCAGAGAAUAACCCAACCAGCCUCUCCAAUCUCAAUCCACUUCCAUUUAAACAAAACUUAGCAGCCAAUGCAAUGGUGGUCCUCUAACGACACAAAGAGAGGGUUCUGCAGUCCUCAUCCUCUUUCAUUGGUAGCAGGACAGGAAUAUAGGCUGUGAUGGCCUUUUGUUACAGUUUCCCAUUUGGGGACAGCGGGGGAGUUUAUUUUCUGCACCAUCUGAACCUGAGCCAGGCAAGAGAUGAUAGGAGUAUCAUUAAGUCUUCAAGUCUAUUGGGAAGGUAGGGAACCUCUGGACUUGGGAGCUGCUGGUUUGCAAGAUAUUUCUUCUUCUUCUUGCAUUAAGCACUACAUAGCUAAAGGGUCAGAUAUUAAGAGAUUACUCUAAUGGUUUUUAAUUAAAACUCAUUGUCAAUUUAGUUGGUUUCAGAUUUGCAUCAUGCUAACCUAAGGGCAAGUUGCAACAUCUUGCAGUGCAGCUUAAGAUGAUCGCCCCAUCCUGAAGACUGAUGGCCAAUUAAAUUAGGGUUGUUCACUUAGAAGGGAAACUCAUUGUUUUCAGCAGGGCUUGCUUUUGAGUAAUGACGCUUUGUUCGGGCUUUGAGCAGCCAACUCCCUUGAUUUUCUUUCCAAAGUGUUCCAUCCCUGCUUCCCACACAAAUUUCCCUGUGAUCAUAACUACCACCUGAAAAGGUCUUCUUCAUCAAUCCUUUUCCAAAACAAAUGACUAAAUAAUGAAACCUGGACAAAUCCACUCCCAUGGCACUAAUUCAGAAGAUAUUUCAUCUGAUCCCAGUUCAAGAACCACGAAACACAGGGACUUUGUCUAAUGAACUUCUUUUCUGGAUUAUCAGACCAAAAGUCUGUCAGUUCCCUGAAGACAUAAGAAAAGCCUGCUGGAUCAGGCCAGUGGCCCAUCUAGUCCAUCACCCUGUCCACACAGUGGACAACCAGACGCCUGUGGGACCCACAAGUGGGUUUUGAACACAUCACCACUCUCCCCUCCUGUGGUUUCCAGAAACUGAUAUUCAGAUGCAUUAUUCCCUCUGACCAUGAAGGCAGAGCAAACACAUCAUGAUUAGUAGCCAUUGGUAACCUUAUCCUCUAUUAUUUCUUCCCAUCCACUUUUAAAGCCUUCCAAGUUGGUGGCCAUCAUGGUGUCCCGCAGAAGCGACCUCCAUAGUUUUAACUAUUUGCUGUGUGAAGAAGUAUUUUCUACUAACACUUAGCUUCAUUGGAUAGUCCUGAGUUUUACUGUUAUGAGAAAGGGACAGAAGCUCUGUCUUAUCCACUUUCUCCAUGCCACGUAUAAUUUUAUAAAUUUCCAUCAUGUCACCUCUUAGUUACCUUUUCUCUAAACUAAGAGGUCUCAAAUGCUAGAACCUGUCCUCAAAGGACAAAGCUGUCCUUCACCCCCUGGAUCAUUUUGCUUGCACUUUCAAAAAGCUUCUCCAGCUCUACAAAUAUCCCUUUUGAUAUGUACACUAUCCUUCCUGAGCUGAGGUGGCCAGAACAGCAUAGAUUUGUAUAACCUUCUGGAUUAUCAGGCCAAAGGUCCACCAGACCCAACGUCCUGUUUCCCACAGUUGGCCAAACAGAAGCCCCCAAGAAGGGCAUGGGCAUUAUAGUCUUCACAGGCUGCUGUCUGCCAAUGACAGUUGCACUUUUAGAUACUGCCAUGAAGCAUUAAGGUCUAAAGCAAUGUUCAUCAGUCCACUGAUGUUGUUGGACAACUCCCAUCAUUCUUGACCAUUUGCCAAACCAGUUGGAGAUGAUGUGAGCUGUGGCCCAAGAACCUCUGGGGACUGAAGGUUAAAGAACCCUGUUCCAAAGUGACUUCAUGACCAACAUGUUAGACUGCUCCUAAUUUCCUUAAUAUGUGACCUGAGUAAACUAUGCCAGUUGGGCAAUUGGCAGGUAAUUGCUUCUACAAUAGAAUGUAUUCUAGUUGCUGGGUAUCAUAAAUGGGCAGAGUGCUGUUGCAGUGGUUGUGGGCCACUGUGAGAACAGGAGGUUGGUUUAAAUGGGCCUUUGGCUUGAUCCAGCAGUCAGGUUCUUAUUUAUUUUUUAUCGGUAACAAUGAGGGGCUCUUGCAUUCAUGCCCUGCUCAUGGGCAUCCUGGAGGAAUUUAAUUGGCCACUGUGAGAACAGGAUGUUGGGUUAGAUGGUCUUUAGGGUUCUUCUGAUGUUCUUACAAAUGUCACCUUCCAGCAGCCCAUGCAGCCAGCAGAGUCAGGGCUUAUGGGAGUUGCAAUCUAGAACCAUUGAAUUAAGGGAGGAGAAGGAUAUCAAUGGCUUCUAGCCACAAUGACUGUGUUUACUCUCCACUGCCAAAGGCACAAUGUCACUGAAUACCAGUUUAUGGGAACUACAAGUGGGGAGAGUGGCUACUUGUGGGCUUUCUGUAGGCAUCCGGUUGGCUAAUGUGAAAAGAGGACUCAAUGGGUUAUUGGACUAAUCCAGCUGUGGGACGCUUCUGUUCAUGGACACCUUUGUGAGCUGCAGCAGAGGGCAUGACUUUAUCAACCUCUCUAUUAAUCUGUAGGGAUUUGGAACGAGUUUGUUGAAUUAAAUGUUGCAUACCACAUUGAUCUCUCGUUGUGCUCUUUCAGAAACAGCUCUCACCCUGCAAAGAUGUCCGUCGGAGGCGGUGGAAACAUGUGCUAUGCCAGCUGUCCUGCAUCCACAGUGACUAUACAGCCACCACCCUUCGUCCUAAAUAUCCCAGGACCAGCGCUCUACUGCCCUGACCAAAACUUUGGCAUUGAGCAAUACAACCCAUGCGCAGGCUAUGGCGGUGGAUAUGGAGGCAGCGGAGGAAUGGGGGGACGUGCUAUUGGUAGCGGAAGCAGCAUGGGCAUAGGUGGUGGUAUGGGUGGAGGAGGAGGUUAUGGAGGCCUUGGUGGUGCAGGUGGUUAUGGGGGUGGAAGUAUGGGAGGCCGUGGGCUUGGUGGUUUAGGUGCAGGUGGCAGUCUGGGCAGUGGAGGAGGUUAUGG